GCGGACGCGCCCUCAGAUUCGAAGGGGCCCGCAGGUAAAGAACCGGAGGCGGAACCAGAACCAAAGUCGUCUUCUGGUAGUCAAACGACAGCUGCGUCGUCGUCGACGUCGUCGUCGUCUUCUCUGGAAAUCAGGCACGAAGUUGCCUUAGGAAAAGAAGAACAUCACACAGAAAAAACAGAAACGGGCCUCCAGCGGUCAACUGGUGAAGUUGUGCUGGAAAGAAGAACGUCGGAGAAGGCGGAGGUGGACGGCGCGCAGGUGUUCGUGGUGGACAAAGAUUUUCUCUCGCCGUUUGAUGCUGAUGCGACUUGCGGAGACCAUACUUACUUUGUCAUUGCCACGGCGGAGACCGCUAUUACAUGGCAGCAAGAGCAGGGCAAGUACACCAGCUCGCUUAAGAAGAUGGUGCGGGGUGAGAUGGAAGAAGGCGACAACGAGGAAAUAGUGAAAAAGUACGCCGACCAGACGCUGGAUCUCGAAUUUCGAUCGCUGUUUGCGGAACGCGAAGAUGCCCUGUAUUAAUACUGCUUAUGGGUUGUAUUUUUAUCGCUUUAUAUGGAAAGCUCAAGCUGUAGCUAAUGAUGUAUUGGUAUUCACGACACGGUUUUAGAAAAUAGAAAAGAAAGCCAGAACCGAGAAAAAUAUUUCCUCAACACAGCGGCAAGGAGGCUUUGGAUUCUUACAAGGAGGCCCUCGCCGAGACCACGCAAGUAGGAAAAUGGUUCGAGACAAAUCACGACAAGCUGGAUGAUCUCCCCAGCGUGGGUCUAGAUUUUCCCGAUCCCGUGCGGUUGCACCAUGCUUUACGCGGGCAGGCGGGGUACACCGUGCUCUUGAUGCCGUUCCCCUCCAAGCAGAUCGUGAAAGAGCAGAUUUCGUCGGCGCUCGACGGGGAAACCUACCUCUACCCCGACAAGGGUUCGCACCCCAUCGCGGUCGUGCCUUUCCUCGGGGACGAGUUUAUCAUCCCGAUCGCCGAUGUGCCAGAAAUGCUGAUCCGGGGACUGGGAGAGGGCACCGGGCGGUGGGAACUGGAGAAGGAAGUCAAGGUGCCCUCGAAUCCCGGCGUCCCCGAUAAGAAGCUAGAACGCUACGUGACACUGCCCAAGGGCUACACAAUCCGGUUUCCCAAGUCCGUGCAGAAGAGUGCGCACUACAUGAAGGACGCGGAAAAGGGGGGCUCCCCGAUUACGGUGGGGAAGGAGCAGCUGCAGGCGCUAUGGCGCGACCGGAAGUCCAAUCUGUUGAAUCUUGACAAUCUCGCGGUCCACAAGGGGGACCCAGACUCCGGGCUAACUUUCGCUGCGCAGCGAAACCCGUUGCUCCUCGAGCUGUACCGCUACCGAAUGAUGUUCCCCGAGAUGGCGGGCCGGCACGUUUUGAUCUAUCACCUGAACGUGUACCGGGACGCACAGGCACCCAAGGGGUUCCGGAUCGAGACCCCCACGCGGGAGCCGUUCCAGGAGGAGCUCUUCGCCACGCUGCUUCGGGCCACGUACCGGCGGCAUGACGUGGAAGAGACGGCCGACAAGUACUUCGUGUCGCCCCUGUUUCCCUUCGUCCUCGUGUACCUCCGUACGCCCGAGGGCAGCGCGGAAUUCCCAAACUCGCUGCAGUACAUGGAGGCCCGGGAGACUGUGUACGAGCGGGUGCAGAAAGUCGUGGAGACCGCGGGCUGGCUUUCGCCCGAGGACUCGCUGCGGCCGCCCGUCGUGCCCGGUGUGGUCACCGUCCCGCCGGAGGUGCAGGAGGGCGAGAAAGCGCCCGAGGGAAAGAAGAUGAGCGUGCUCAGCGACCUGUCCGCGCCCCGUAUCAAGAAGAUCGCUUACGAUUGUCAGAACGCGUUCCUCCUGAACGACGACCCGAAGCGUCCGCGACUGUUUACCUUCACCGACUUCGCAUCUGUGCUCCUGCGGCUCCAGGACGCCGGCCACGUGUCGCGGUUCCACGGGUCCACCUGCCCGGUGGCGGGCGACCGCGAGGUUGUGUCCUCCACCCUGGUACGGCACAAGGCGACCGAC
Amoebophrya sp. A120 is the source of this 2024-nucleotide messenger RNA. The record is from the annotation of a GenBank genome assembly. NCBI's taxonomy places the organism in Eukaryota, Dinophyceae, Syndiniales, Amoebophryaceae.